Bacillus rossius redtenbacheri is the source of this 2070-nucleotide messenger RNA. RefSeq names its product nucleolar GTP-binding protein 1 (gene Non1). Lineage: Eukaryota; Metazoa; Arthropoda; Insecta; Phasmatodea; Bacillidae. The transcript has 13 exons. Gene Ontology annotation, molecular function: GTPase activity; GTP binding; RNA binding. The record is from RefSeq and is a predicted model, not a curated record. Gene Ontology annotation, cellular component: nucleolus. Gene Ontology annotation, biological process: ribosomal large subunit biogenesis. Bases 106 to 2013 code for a protein of 635 amino acids.
UCAUACGAAAAUUCACCCUUCUAUGAGUGUGGUUUUUGCGGGGGGUUAAGUCGUUUCACGUGUUGUGUUGUAAUAUAUUAGGAAGAACAAGAAUACAAUUUAAAAAUGGCUAUGUAUAAUUUCAAGAAAAUAAUGGUGGUUCCACCAGCAAAGGACUUCAUUGACAUAAUCCUGUCGAAGACGCAACGAAAGACCCCGACGGUAGUACACAAGCACUACAAGAUAACCAGGAUACGGCAGUUCUACAUGCGCAAAGUGCGCUACACUCAGCAGAACUUCCACGAUCGACUGUCGCAGAUCAUACAAGACUUUCCCAAACUGGACGACAUCCACCCGUUCUACGCUGACUUGAUGAACGUCCUGUACGACAAGGACCACUACAAGCUGGCCCUGGGACAGCUCAACACCGCUCGCCACCUCGUCGACAAUGUGGGGAAGGACUACCUGAGGCUGCUGAAGUUCGGGGACUCGCUGUACCGCUGCAAGCAGCUGAAGAGGGCGGCACUGGGGAGGAUGGCGACGAUAAUGAAGCGCCAGGGUCCCAACCUGCAGUACUUGGAGCAGGUGCGCCAACAUCUCGCCCGCCUGCCGUCCAUCGACCCGUACACCCGCACCAUCAUCAUCUGUGGCUUCCCCAACGUCGGCAAGUCCAGCUUCAUCAACAAGAUCACGCGCGCGGACGUGGAGGUGCAGCCCUACGCCUUCACCACCAAGUCGCUGUACGUGGGCCACACGGACUACAAGUACCUGCGCUGGCAGGUGGUGGACACCCCUGGCAUCCUGGACCACCCGCUGGAGGACCGCAACGUGAUCGAGAUGCAGGCGGUGACGGCGCUGGCGCACCUGCGCGCCGCCGUGCUCUACGUCAUGGACCCGUCGGAGCAGUGCGGCCACUCGCUGGACCAGCAGGUGAAGCUGUUUGAGAGCAUCAAGCCGCUGUUCGCCAACAAGCCGCUGCUGGCGGUGCUGAACAAGUGCGACGUGACGAGGUUGGCGGACUUGCCGCCGGAGAAGAGGGCGGAGCUGGCGGUGCUGGAGGGCAGCGUCCCCCUGCUGGAGAUGAGCACCGUCACCGAGGAGGGCGUCAUCGAGGUCAAGAACGAGGCCUGCGAGCAGCUGCUGUCGUUCCGCGUGGACAUGAAGAUGAAGACGAGGAAGGUGGAGGGGGUGCUGAACCGCCUGCAUGUCGCGAUGCCCGCCCCGAGGGACGGCAAGGAGCGGCCCCCCUGCAUCCCAGAGGCGGUGCUGAGGCGCAAGCGGGCGGCGGGCGCCGGCCCGGGGCGCCGGCUGGAGCGGGACAUAGAGCUGGAGCAGGGCGACGACUACGUGCUGGACCUCAAGAAGAACUACGACCUGCCGGAGGACCAGAGGCACGACGUGCUGCCCGAGAUCUGGGAGGGCCACAACCUGGCCGACUACAUCGACCCCGACAUCUACCAGAAACUGGAGGAGCUGGAGCGGGAGGAGGAGCAGCGCGAGGCGGCCGGGCUCUACGUCGUGCCCAAGAUAGAGAUGGACGAGACACUGCGGGAGAUCCGCCGGCUGGCGCAGCAGAUCCGCGACAAGAAGUCCAUCAUGCGGCAGGAGGCGGCCGUCACCAAGCACAGCACCAAGCCCGUGGUGGCGCGCACCACGCCCGCACGCGGCCGCGAGCGCAGCGCCUCGCGCCUGCGCUCCGAGAUGGAGGGCCUGGGCGUGGACAUGUCCGGCACCGAGCAGGCCCACUUCACGCGAAGCAGGUCGCGCUCGCGCUCGCAGUCGCAGCCGCCGCUCAAGCGCAUGCGGGUGGACUCGCUGGGCCAGUCGCGCAGCAUGUCGCGCCCGCCGCGGGACGAGAUGGGCGUCAAGAACGCCGAGAUGAAGGCCAAGUUGAAUAAAAUAGCAGCGAAGGCCAUAAGGAAGAAGGUUGUGAAGAAGGGAUUGAAGGGAGAAGCGGACAGGUUCAUAGGAAACAAAAUGCCAAAGCAUUUGUUUUCUGGGAAGCGUGGAAUUGGAAAAACAGAUCGCAGAUAAUUUGUUUUGUGUUUUUACAAUGUUAAAAUUAAAAUUAAAGCAUAUAUUAUUUGUUAA